ACACAAGUUCUGUAGUCUGACACUGAGAGACAAGACAUCAGCGGGAGAAAGAGACGCAGCACAGAUAUUGAAAGCGGUGCAGAGAAAGGUGCACCUUCAGACACUGAGGGAGAAAUCAGAGCUAGACAGAAUGACCCCCAGGGAGAGAAUGAGGCUGAGGAAGCUGCAGGCUGCCGACGACAAGGCCAGGAGGCUUAGGAGACUUGCUGAGGAGAAAUACCAGGAAAACCACUUCCGAAUGCAGGAGCUGAGGAGCCGCCAUUUCGAGAAAGUCAGUUUGGACGUCUUGAAUGAGAGUGCAGGAGAUGCAGCCCACCAGACUACACCAAUCACAGCUGAGGACUACCGGUCGCUGGGUUGCUCACAACCAAAGGGAAGGCAGCAGCAGGACAUGAUGCGAAUGUCUGAGCCAGUAGGGCGUGAGAUCCCAGAGGACCCUCAGACUGCAGAGGUGUAUUAUUACAUGGAUGGAUUUGAGUCCUGCACUGAUGAAGAGGAGGAGGAAAGAGAGGAAGGGGACACCGUGACCUCAGAAACCCUCUGUCAUACCUAUGGACAG
Oncorhynchus gorbuscha (pink salmon) is the source of this 559-nucleotide messenger RNA. Its product is annotated as serine/threonine-protein kinase Nek11-like. NCBI's taxonomy places the organism in Eukaryota, Metazoa, Chordata, Actinopteri, Salmoniformes, Salmonidae. The annotation marks the transcript as partial. The transcript is spliced from 5 exons. The record is from RefSeq and is a predicted model, not a curated record.